AUGCAUUCCAUCGAAUGCUCGUCAUUCUGCUCAAAGGCAGCUUCGCCGUUUGGCAUGGUGGGCGGGUGCGUGGCGUGCGUAGAAUCUCGGCCCAACCUGAAGAACGUGGUGUACUGUCACGGCGGCUGCGCGUGGGCGGGCAGGAGGAGUGGACUUUCGCGUGGCCGCCGCUACCUGGCGGCCAAGUGGCGCUCGGAGCGCGACCUGCUGCUUGGGCGACGCUGGGGCCUGCUCGCGGGAGACGUGGAUCCUCAGCAGGUACCUGGAGUGGGCGGUGACGAACAAGUCCGGCAUCGCAAGCAGGACGCGGCGCGCCGUGUCGGCGCCGGUCUCGCAGCAACGCUCAUUGGCCAGCGCCUCGGCCUAACGCCUUCCUGGCGCAGCCAAUGGACCGCAUCCGCGAGU
This is a messenger RNA of Gryllus bimaculatus (two-spotted cricket), 405 nucleotides long. The record is from the annotation of a GenBank genome assembly. Lineage: Eukaryota; Metazoa; Arthropoda; Insecta; Orthoptera; Gryllidae.